Messenger RNA from Propithecus coquereli (Coquerel's sifaka), 2479 nucleotides. RefSeq names its product GPRIN family member 3 (gene GPRIN3). Gene Ontology annotation, biological process: neuron projection development. Gene Ontology annotation, cellular component: plasma membrane. The record is from RefSeq and is a predicted model, not a curated record. Lineage: Eukaryota; Metazoa; Chordata; Mammalia; Primates; Indriidae. The coding region runs from base 82 to 2400 and encodes 772 amino acids. The transcript has a single exon.
GUCUGACUCUGAGCUCCCACUGCAGCCCAGUGGGAACACUGCUCCCGGGAGAGCUCUGGAGUGUUCCUGAAGAGGAAGUCCAUGGGGACUGUACCUGACCCUCUGAGGGCGGCUAAAACGUCUCUGAUUGCAGCUGCUGGAAAGGAAGAGGAUCUGGGAGAGGGCCGGACGGCCUCGCCCCCACACCGCCCGGCUGUCCUGUGUCAGAACGCCAAUGGCUUUGCAGGCGCCCCUGCAGAGGCAGACCUCAGCCCCACGGCAGCCGCCAAGCCCCUGAUGCAGGCUCGGGGGCAUGAGGGCACCCAGCCAGACAUGCCUUCCCCCGGUGUCUUCAGUGAAGUGGAGAAAGCACCUCCUGCGCUCAACUCUCCUGCCAGUCCCCAGCUGCCAGGGAGCAGCCAGCCCCCGGCGCCAGCCCCAAGUCCCGCGGCAGGAAAGGCUCUUGUACACGCACCGUUUCCAAUGCCAGCCAAUCAGCACGCCCACCAGACCAUCCCGGGUGAUCAGUGCGGUGCCAGCCCCCCAUCGGUACCCGAAGAUUCCCUGGUGGGAUCACAGAGAACCUCAGAUGAGGUGCAACCUGAGAAGCCAAGUUGUCCUGCAGGAGACACCUGUAGCAGCAAAGAUCAGGUGUCCUGUGAGUUUCCUUCUCAAAACGCAGUGCAGGGAAGGGUGCAGUCUCCAAAUGCAGUGGCUAAGGCGUCCAGUUCAGUUCACUGUCCUGGAAGCGGACCUGAAGGGGAGAGGCAGGGAGCUCUCUGCGACUCCGAGACUAGGUCCUGUGAACCUCCAGCUGGAGAAGAUGGAUGUUCAGAGGACAGGCAGCCCUCUGUCACUGCCUCUGACCCCCAAGGCAUAACUUCUGUGACCCCUCCACCACCCGCCCUCGCUAGCGAAGGUUCGGCACAUCCUCCAGAGCCAGAGACGGGGCUGCCUCCGGCACGACAGCAGAUGUCAAGGUUCAGAGAAGCCAGUACGAUGACCAACCAAGCUGCAGGGGAGAUGAAGGCAGGUCCCGGCCGGGCUCGGCAAGACGUGGAGGUGCAGGCAGUGGCGAGUGUCCAGAGCAGAUCGGUCUCCACCAGCCCCAGCAUCCUGGCUGCAUUCUUAAAGGAAAGCCCUGCUCCCGGGCGCUUUGAACAAGAGCAGCUGUGUGUUGUUUGCCACGGCAGUGGCGCUGGGAGCCACACGUUAGAGCUCUCUGCCAGCACGCCGGCCCCCCUGGAGGCGGGUCGCUGCCUUGGUAUCAUGCCAGAGGUGCACAUUCAGGCAGCUGCAGCUGUCUCCACAGCUUGCCAGGGGGCAAGUAAACCAGGGAGCCUGCCAGGUGAGGUGCUUAAAGCCUCAUCCGUCAAGGUGGCCUCCAGUAACAACCAGGACAUGCGGAAAGAAGAUGGGGCGUCAGCAGCAAUGACUCCAGGGAGGGAAGAACUCAGCGCUCCCCAGCUCUCGGGUACUAAUUCCAGCUCCCUGAAAGCUGGCCCCAUGGACGAGAUUUCCAUCAGUGCAGACAGUCAAGCUGAAACAAGUCAUGCACUGGGAAAAUUCGAAACCAAGCCACCUGAGCUUGCAGCGCAAACCACACAUGGCCACAAAACAGACCCAGAUUGCAAACUGUCCGCCUCCUGUGGCCCUGCCAGCAAAGCUGACCAGUCUGGGAGCUUGGAUCCCUCCAACAAAGGAAGCGCACGGUCUCCUGAGAUAGUAAAAGAACAAGAGUCUACUGGCACCGAUGCCCUGGAUGCCAAAACCGGACUGCUCAAUCCCCAAUGUCAAGACAGUGGAGGCGCAGGCUCAGCUGUGAGUCCCACACCCUCCCCGGUUAGAAAGAACCAGGAGGGUGCCUUAGAAGAAAAUAGACAGCCCAAGACAGCCACCAGCCUGAGCCUGCCCUCCGAUGCCAUGGGUGACUCCAGCCCGGGUUCUGGCAAGAAGACCCCUUCGCGCUCGGUCAAGGCCAGCCCACGCAGGCCCAGCCGGGUCAGCGAGUUCCUCAAGGAGCAGAAGUUAAACGUGACGGCGGCUGCCGCCCAGGUGGGACUCACUCCAGGAGAGAAGAAGAAGCAGCUUGGCGCGGAAUCCAAGCUUCAGUUGAAACAGUCCAAGCGUGUCAAAGACGUGGUGUGGGAUGAGCAGGGAAUGACCUGGGAAGUGUACGGCGCAUCCCUGGACCCGGAGUCCCUAGGAAUCGCGAUCCAGAACCAUCUACAAAGACAAAUCAGAGAGCAUGAGAAAUUAACCAAAACUCAGAGCGGCCAGAGCCGGAGAUCCAUCUCCUCGGAUACUUCUUCGAAUAAGAAGCUCAAAGGAAGGCAGCACCGCGUUUUCCAGUCCAUGCUGCAGAACUUUCGACGCCCCAACUGCUGUGUUCGUCCUGCCCCUUCCUCUGUGUUAGAUUGAAAGGGAACAUGUCUGGGGGUCCGUGUACGCACUUACGGAAUUCCUAAGUCUUUAUCUGUGUCAGGGCUGAUUUGGUGUU